UCUCAUUAUUCAUCAGUGACCUAUACAAUACAAUUUGGUAAAUUAAGAGACAAAAGGCGACACACAGAGAGAGAGAGAGAUGGAGAGCAAAAUGGUGGUUGUUUUUGGUGUCUUUGUGGCCGUGUUUGUGCAAUGUGUAGCAGCACAGACAGUGCAUGUGGUUGGAGAUAGCUUAGGUUGGACCAUUCCACGAUCUGGGCAACAAUAUGUCACUUGGGCAUCUGCUAACAAGUUUGUUGUUGGUGAUAUUCUCAUUUUCAACUUCGCCACCAACGCACACGACGUACAACAAGUACCCAAAGCAUCGUUCGACUCAUGCAGCUCGGACAACGCAAUUGGCUCGUCCAUCACAACAGGCCCAGCCAACGUCUCGCUCACCUCAGCAGGCGACAACUACUUCAUCUGCACUUAUGGCACCCACUGCCAGUCAGGCCAGAAGCUAGCCAUCACCGUCUCAGCCGCUGCCCCUGGAGCCUCGCCCUCUGCACCAACUUCUGCGCCACCACCACCACCGGCCACUACCACUCCUACCACACCAUCACCGUCAUCGAACGACCCUGCUGCUUGUGCUCCAGUCCCGUCACCGUCACCAUCACCGUCCACGGCUGGCGGGCCCACUGUGAAGGCUAUUCCCGAGUCUUCCCCGGCCCCUGAUAAUUCUUCUUCACCAGCUGUUGUGGCGGGUUUCACUUUGUCCUUCUUGUCCCUUGUCAUCAUGGGUUUGUUUUUUUAGAUAUUUUCUGUGAAGACUCGGGAGAUGGACAUGUUCUUAUGAUUGUUAGUGAUUGUAUUUUGUACCCGUUUUAGAUAACAGAAUUGUUUUAAUCAUUUUUUUAGUACAUUUUCAUUAAUAAAGGAUUAA
Molecule: messenger RNA, 862 nt
Organism: Prunus avium (sweet cherry)
Lineage: Eukaryota; Viridiplantae; Streptophyta; Magnoliopsida; Rosales; Rosaceae
Product: blue copper protein-like
Cellular component (GO): plasma membrane
Molecular function (GO): electron transfer activity
Source: RefSeq, a predicted model, not a curated record